AUGAAGUACAAACUCCUGAAGGCCGAGGUGUACAAGCUACAGGAUGGAUCCCCUGGCAACGACGAGGAGGCCAUCCUCAAGAAGCUCCUUACACUCGAGGUCGCCGAUGUCAAAAGUCUCUCUAAAAUGCCCGACUUCAAAAUGAUUCUGAGUCACCUCGAGAUGAUGCUCUGCGCGCAAUCUGAGAAUCCGUAUCAGGUUGUCUACAGUCCAGCUUUCCGCUGCAACUCGACCAAGUACCUUGGUGUGACCUUCAAAGUCUGCGAUAAAGACAAGCUUCCCCAUGAGCCUGGCUUUUGGCUCAAUGAUAUCAACAACGUCGCGAUGGAUGACGCCCCGUCUGAGAUUGAGGCCAGCGAGACAAUGUCGACGAGGAUGAUGACGGCGAUUCUGGACCUUUGGCACCCUGUUGAAGGACUCGAAGACCUUGGACACCGCUGGAAGAGGUUCUCGUCGACUGUUCUCCACAAUGCUGUGCUCUGGGGCGACUACACCCAACAGCCGUAUCUUGCAAUCAUGAGCGCUCAGGCCGAGGCUUAUUACCCUGACAUCCUCCACCUAUACAGUCACUUGUUUCCACAAGACCUCAUCAACUACGACCAGGACGUCAAUGCUGGCUCAGAAGAGAGUGGAGAGGAUGCUGAAUUUGUCAAUGACGGGAGCCCUGGAGUCCGCUCGUUGGACAUGGACAUGGGCUCCGGCGACGAUGGCAGUGACGAUGGCAGUGACGACGAGUCUGUCUGCUUGUCGGUCAUUGAGGUUAUGAACAUUGAUUCCAGCCUAGAUGACAGUGACUAUGAGCCGUGA
Messenger RNA from Fusarium verticillioides 7600, 807 nucleotides. RefSeq lists its product as hypothetical. The record is from RefSeq and is a predicted model, not a curated record. The transcript has 3 exons. Bases 1 to 807 code for a protein of 268 amino acids. Lineage: Eukaryota; Fungi; Ascomycota; Sordariomycetes; Hypocreales; Nectriaceae.